GCCGGGGAAACAAUAUGGUGGAUGGUGGUCACCAAUUUAUUUUUCUGUCGCAGAUCAUCGUUCUUGCUUCGCUUAUUUGAAGAUUAAUGCAUGGCAAUGACUUCUGAAAUAACGCCGUCCCCUCCACAACAGGGCCAUGAGCCCCCUAUGUACCUGCAGCGCCCGUCCUCGGGGCGAUCACAAGACGUAAGCCAUGUCCUCGCCAAGACUUUCCGCGAGCUGUUUACAAGGGAUGUCAUAGGCUCCGACAUGAUUCGGAACUUAAGCAUAUCAAAGGGCGGACCAGACCAGUACCAUGAGCGAUAUGUCACUGCUCUUCAGGAGGUCCACGAGGAGCGAGAGCGCCGUAUGGCUGAGGCCACAAUGCUUGAGCGGCAUAUCAUGCAGGCCCAGGCCCGCGCAAUGUCCUCGGAUGAACGAGAACUCAAUCGCAUCGGGUCGGCGUGCAAAGGUUAUAAAGAUCUUGGCCUUCCUCCGCCACGAUCUCACUUCCGUUCCUGCAUCGAUAACGAACUGCUCAAGAAACAUAACCUAAUCACACCGGACGAUUAUGCCACUGCGAUGAUGCCUGCUGUUCCGCCACCACCAAUUCCCGAUGUUCCCGAGUUUGCAAGACCAACCACAUCAUCUACGAUUCACCAGUCGACCAAAAGUGCCAAUGGCAUCCGAUCACAGACACUGACACCCUUGUCGGCACGAUCGGAACCGAACCGUCUGGAUCUGGAUCUUGAUGACAAGCACUUUCAUAGUAUCUGUAGUAGUGCUAGUAGCGUGGACACCUUACCAAGAAUUCAGAAUAAUGAUGAAAUGUCUCGAGGUUUAAAAGAUGGCAACAAAUACUGGCAAAAACACAUGAAGGAAGAACAGAGAGAAAUUGACAGGGUUGACCUGGCCAAUCUCGAGGGGCGAUCCAACUUCCUCCGCAAUCCCCGCACGGUUCCACCAUCGGCACAAGGUGGUGCCAGAUCACUUAUAAAAUCCAGCAAGAAAAUCGCGAAAGACCUCGGUACGAAACCGAAAUCGGAAAAACCGACAAAGAGGGAGCCGUCGGUAGUGUUUUUAGCAACGCCACCUGUUGUCACUUUUGAUGAUUACAACGUCGGGAGAGUUUAUCAAAUGACUUUGGAACUGAAAAAUGUAACGACAGCGAUGAGGCCGAUUCGUGUCCUUCCGCCCGCAUCCUCGUAUUUCAGUGUGAGUCUCGGGCAAUUCCCCGGCGAACAGGGCCUAGUUGCGCCAGGCAUGAGCUGCCAGUAUCAGAUAUCCUUUGCUCCAGACUCCCUGGGAGACUAUGAGGACGUUUUGAAGAUUCAGACGCAGUCGUCGACACCGAUGAUCAUUCGAUUGGAGGGGAAACGAGAACCACCAAAACUCACCUUGCCGGAGUGCAUAGACGUCGGUCAUUGUCUUGUGAGUGGCUGUCGUAUCGCGCAAUAUUUGGUGAAGAAUGAAGGCGGGAUGGGCAAGUUCUGUGUCAUACCACGCGAUUCUUGGCCAGCGACCAAUUUCAAGACGUCUGUGAACCCAGAUGGCGUCAUCCUACCGCCCUUCCAGAUCCGCCCCUCAAUCUUUCAACUUGACAGAAACGAAACCAUCGUAAUGGAAGUCGUUUUCACUCCACCAUCAAUAAAGAGUUACUCUCGGACAAUCGCAAUAAUCUGCGACAAUUGUCAAGUUCGCUACUUCACUGUCGUCGGGGACGGACAAACAGCGGGGGUGGAAUUUGCAGAAAUCGAAGGUGGGACGUCUGACGUCAUGCCGGGAGAAAACAGCGACUUGACGUCGCAACAUCUUGUGAAAUUUGAAACUUUGAAUCCGUUCACGUACGUUCAGAAGGAGAUGAUGGUUCGCAACACAACGCAUGUUCAGUUGCCGUUCACAUGGAAAGUCGUUAAGCCCCACUUCGCUUGCCCUGAUCCUGAUAAUUCAGAAGUCGACCCUCCGAUGAGUCGUGUCCUUGAUGUGGAGUCCGCGUUUACGAUUGAGCCAGCCAGCGGUGUGCUUAAGCCGAAUGAAAGGGCGGCAUUCCUUGUGACUUUCGCACCGCCAGAGGUGGCCAAGUAUCAUAGUGUUCUUCACAUGGUGUUGCAGCACGUGCCUGACCAUCAUGAGGACGAUGGGGAGAAUGAGAAUAAACUACCGGACCCAGAUCUCCUCCUGAAAGAUGUGACGGCCCUUGAAGUUGAGCUGAAGGGAGAAUGUGACCCCUUAAAUGUGACUGUACAACCCUACGGUGUCUAUAUCCCAGGGAAGACGCUGGUUGGCACGACGAUCAGGAAACAAAUCCAACUGACCAAUCACAGCAUCUCUAUGGUGUUGUAUCAGUGGGAACCGGUGACGGAGGGCCCGAUCAUCGAGGUGGAGCCACCUAUUGGAGAAAUAGCUCCUAAUCAAGCAGUCAUGCUGGAUAUCAGCGUGACGGGAUCAGAGCCUGGACCAAUCAAAGAGGUCCUGAAAUGCUUCGUUGAAAAUCUCGACGAACCGAUACACCUGUUCGUAGAAGCCGAUAUCAAGGGCCCUGAAGUCAGCGUCGAUAACGCUGAUUUGAAUUUCGGACUGGUGCAUCUUGGGAGUACGGUUUGUUUGGACUUAGUCGUGAGGAAUACGUCGCAUAUCCCGGCGAGAUGGGGAAUACAGGAGAGCGUAGCGUGUGCAGAUAGCGAUAAUGCCAUGGCCGAGACGGAGUUCAAAUUCAAACCUUGCGGAGGUGAGCUGAAACCACUGGAAGAUUUGACGAUCGAGGUCCGGUUCUGUCCGACGGAAUGCAAGUCCGUGCGUACCGUAAUAGAACUGGCAGUUGAAGACGGAAAUGAAUGCAGCAUUCUUGCGUUGGCUGAGGUGCAGGUCCCACGCGUUUGUCUGUUGUCAUGCCAACUCGAAAUGGAGGAUGUUUACUUAGAUGUGGAGGUUGAGCAGACGAUCACGCUCUAUAACCAGACGUUAUUGGAGACAGAUUUUGAAUGGCUUGAGCCGGAAGGCACCGAUGCCAACAUCUGCAGUGUGACGGUCGAACCAAAAUCCGGCCAUCUUUUGCCCCGAGAAGAAAUGCCGAUGACAGUCAGGUUUACAGGGCAUCGUCAGGUGGAGAUGUCGGACCUGAGGUUGCCGUGCGUCAUCGAGGGAAUGGAGGAGCCGAUAUAUUUGGCGUUGAUGUGCGACAUCCAGGGGUUGACUGUUUCGUAUCGGACACCGGGGGACGAGAGCGAAUCUACUGAAACUGAUGUUGACGAAUCAGAUGUCCUCAGUUUGAACUUUGACACCGUGAGAAUUGGUGAUUGCCCCAAGCGAUUCCUCCACAUCAAGAACAACUCAGCCAUCACAGCGCCGUUCAGCAUCACUGUUGAGAAUUUCUCCGCACGGCCCCCGUCCCCACCUGAUUCGAAGGAGAAGUCAUUCAUGCCUAAUAAAGGUCAACGCCGAGCUAUUCUUAACCGCACCACAAACCUCGCCAACCCGUCGAGCAAGAGCCCCGCCAGGGCGCACCUGGACUUGUGUCGAAUGAUGCUUCGUGAGGGGAAGGGCGCUGCCUUCUCCAUCAGCCCAGCGUCAGGCGUGCUGCCACCUUUUGAAGAGCAGACGAUCGAAGUGACGGGAUACAGCGAUAUGUGGGGUGAAUAUGAAGACAAGUUACUUUGCAAGGUUGAAAAGUUAGAUGUGGUGGAGAUCCCGGUGAAACUGUCUGUGACUGGCUGCCCGUUGGAAUACCAGAUGAUGGCAGCCGCAGGAAUCAAGACGCCCACUCUACGAUUCGGAACGCAUGUGUCGGGAGUGGCGCCUUCUAACAGACAAGUCAGAAUCAACAACUCAAGUCCAUUUGAAAUACGAGUCGACUGGGAAGUUUACAACCUCGUCCCCGACGACGACAAACUCCUUGACCUUGUCUUUACGUACGGCAAACCUUUCCCUCUUAAGGACCAAGAUGGGAACGAGAUUGAACCGCCCGCAGAAACUCCCAUUCCACCUUUGCAGCGUCUCCCCACUGACGUGAUCCCCAACUCUCCAGACUCCAGUAUCCCGAAUCCAAGCCGUCAACAAACGUUGACGAGUGCUUUCUCAAGUGCGUUAGGGACCAUCUCAGCAGAGCAGAAAAAGGCUGUUUCAGUUACGAUGCGUGGACAUGAAGGGGUUAAAAGUGCCUCGCCAUAUCACAUCACACCGUCACAGAUUACGAUCCCGGCAAAAGGAUGCACGAAUAUUUGCGUCACUUUCACACCUCCAGCGAAUGAAGAGGUCGCACAGGAUAUGGAAUGCGUGUCGUAUGUCCUAGGUUACAUGAAUCUGGAUGAUGACGUUACCGUUAGCAACAGUAGCAGACGUCUCCAGGCUUUGGAUGUUGAGCCAAUCAGAUUAGACAUGGCGGCUUUGGUGAAGCCGGCGCUGCUCACGUUGGAAACGGCAGAUGACGAUGGGAUGAGGUAUAUAUCUGGGCUCAGUGACCUGAUGGAUGAAACUCUAAGACAGCUGAGCCCAGACCACAUCAAGUCAAGUCACGCCAUGAUCAGUAACCACACCGAGACACCCAUGACCUUCCGACUACUGGUGACGCGGCCUUUUAUCCUUCUGCAGCCGUGCGGACAUGACCGUGAUGAUGGGCAACAGACGUCUCCAGAAAUCACUCUCUCCCCACAUAAGAAUUUGCCGGUUUCCGUAGGUUUCGUCGUGACCAAGGACCUCCUCGCCCAUGUGAACGAUCUCCAGCCAGAGGAGGAGCAAAACGGCGUCACACUGACUGUCAACAACAAUGAAAGGAAGCUCCACUUUAGACAAGACCUGGUUGUCAAGUUUAACAACCACACGCAGCAGACUCUGCCAUUGCACGCCACCCUGACUAUUCCGUCAAUUCAACUCUCCAAGACGGAGUUGGACUUUGGCACGUGUCUCGUGGGGCAGGAGCGAUGUCAGGAAUUCAUUGUGUCGAACACGACCGCUUCAGCCAGCUACUGGAUGGCAAUGAUCGAGAACCAAUCAGAUACGUGCACAAAUAACACGUUCCUCAUGAAUCCGUUCACUGGUAAGCUGGAUGCGUAUCUGACCUACAUAUCAGACAGCAAGACUCUGAUUAAAGUCUACUUCACAGCUAAGCACAGCGAGAGUUACGAGGCAACGUUCGUCUUCCAAGGACUUCUGGGAGAGGAGGUGCAGUAUCUGACUGUCCGAGGAGAGGGAUCGUACGAUGGAAAACACGAAGCUAUUGUCAACAUUUAGACGUCUGCUGUUGAAUACGACACUAACAGUUGGCCCGGAAGUUGCAACGGUACACUUUAGACAAUGGGAGACUUCUAAAAUGUGGAAUCUGCCGAUGCAAUCAUUCCCGAUUCCACAUUUGAGCAGACUCCCAUUAUCUAAAGUGUACCGUUGCAACUUCCGGGCCAACUCUGUAAGUGUCGUAUUCUGUCAGCUGUUGGGACAAAGCAUGUUUUUUGUCAUACUUCAGGACGUCCAAACAGAAUUCAGCAUUACAGUUGACCCUCUCUAUUAAGGACACCCUCGGGACUGACAAGUGAUGUCCUUAAUAGAGAGGUGUCCUGAUUAGAGAGGUCAAACUGAAUGAAAAGACCCAAUUUGGGACCAAAACUAGUGUCCUUAAUAGAGAGGUGUCCUGAUUAGAGAGGUCAAAUUGAAUAGAAACUACCAAAUUGGGACCAAAACUAGUGUCCUUAAUAGAGAGGUUGUCCUUAAUACAGAGGUGUCCGCUAAGGGAGUUUCCACUGUAUUUGUGUCAGCUCAACUUCACCUGUCCAGUGAAUGUGAUAUAAUACGUCAACAAGAUGAAUUAUCAAAAACUGCUGUGUAAGAAGAUAUGUGCGGAUUUGAAACUGUUGAAUUAGCAUAUAUGCAGAUUUAAAAAUGUUGUCUUAGGUGUGCAGAUUUCUUCAGGCAGCAUCUUAUUACAGAAUUAAGUUUCCCCAAUUGUUUUUCUGUUCAAGUUUUUUUCCUCUCACCGUCGGUCUGUCUGAGAGAACUGUUUCUUCCAAGUGAUCUGCUGAAUACUGUAAAUAUUGUAAAAUAUUCUAUUAAAAGGCAGUGUAUAUAUGUGACCCGUUCUAGCAAAACCAGUCGCAUGUCGCACAUAAGAUGAGCCUAGAUGACACCUGGAGAUAAUAGAAGAAAUUGAUGUCGUCAGAUUUCACAAAAGGCAGACAGUAGUGAAAUGAACAAACGGUCAGUCUCAACCUGCCAAGCUCAGAGCGACAUGCGACUGGUUUUGCUGGAACGGGUCACAUAUACAAAGUGUGUGAUGUAUUUGAUAAGAAACCAUCCAUAUAUAGAG
Molecule: messenger RNA, 6271 nt
Organism: Lineus longissimus
Lineage: Eukaryota; Metazoa; Nemertea; Pilidiophora; Heteronemertea; Lineidae
Product: deleted in lung and esophageal cancer protein 1-like
Exons: 22
Coding region: 91-5205 (1704 amino acids)
Biological process (GO): negative regulation of cell population proliferation
Cellular component (GO): cytoplasm; cilium
Molecular function (GO): tubulin binding
Source: RefSeq, a predicted model, not a curated record